AUCCAACUUAUAAAGAUGCUAUGCCUGACGGUGUUACCGGUAUUAGGGGUCUGGUCCUAUAGUGUCUAUAUGCUCUCGGACACUAUCUCACUCAAAAGCGAAAACGAGGCUACCAGGAAAGCGUUGGUAUACAGUGUCGAACUUGGAAAGCUUGUCCAUCACUUGCAGAAGGAACGAGAUAUGAGCGUUUUGUAUCUGAGUGCUCUUCGCCCAGAAACCAAAACAUUUCUUCUUGCAGAGUAUAUAGCAACUGACAAAGCCAUUACGAGACUCCCGGUCUGGCCUGGAAAUUUGGAUAAACUCGAUAGGACGGAAUUUUCAACACGCGCCAAUUUGGUACAGCAUCUUAAUCGCAGACGACAAUCACUAACGCCAUCGGAGGUGUACAUUCAAGAUGAAAUUGACUUCUAUACUCGCAUCAUCAAAGUUGUAAUCGUCUGGCUGUACGACUCAAUCAACGAAUCGAAAUUCGCUGUCGUAUGGAAAACUCUUGUUGCAUAUCAAAAGUUGACAAGCGCAAAGGAAGAUGUGGGUGUAGAAAGAGCUUUAGGGACUAUGUUUUAUGCUAAUGGCGGGUUCGAAAAUCAUUUUUACUACCAAAUGUACUACAGCAGAGUACACAACUUCCGAGCGUACUACAAGACUGCUCAAUUGUACUCCGAUCGUGUUCGAUUGUUGUACUCGUAUGUUGUAAGCGAGGCCGGAAACAACUUGACUGACAUUAUAGACUCUUUCCGAUCAGAAAUCUUACAUAACGUGAAACACGGCAACAACACAUUCCCAGAAAUGCAGAAAGCUCGUUGGUGGUUUGACAAUAUGACUAUGUACCUCGACACCUUGCUAGACGUACAACAAGAUCUAGGUGAGGAAAUCUUGGCCAUUCUGGAUACUGUAAUUGAAAAGGUCCAGACCGAUUUAGCAGUCAGCGCUACCCUCCUCGUAGUCGUCAUAUUAAUGUGUCCUUUUGUUAUCUACAUGACGGAAUACGUCACUUCCGUUUUCCAUAAAUACGCCCUGACGCUAAUUGAUAAGACGAAAGAAUUAGCAAAAGAAAAAAGCAAAACCGACUCUCUUCUGUACCAGAUGAUACCCAAACCUAUUGCGGAACAAGUAAAGCAUAGCAAAAACAUCAAGCCAGAAUACUUCAAGGUUGUCACAGUAAUGGCGUCUGAUGUAUGCGGCUUCUACAAAAUGUCUUUGGAUUGUUCGGCGCUACAGAUUGUCGAUUUACUGAAUACUCUAUACGAAGCCAUUGACAAACUGUCAGAGUCCUACAAUAUGUACAAGUUAGAAACAUUAAAUGACUGCUACAUGGCUGUGUCAGGUUUACCAGACAGGAAUAAGUACCAUGUGACAGAAGUGGCAAAUUUCGCUUUACAAUUAAUAGAUCUGAUUAGUAAACGUCAGUUUAUUGUAAAUGAAGAUCGCAUCGUUCAAGUCAGGAUCGGAAUAAACACAGGCCCUUGUGUUGCUGGCAUUGUCAAUACUGUGAUGCCGCGUUACUGUGUAGUUGGAGAAACGGUUAACAACGCUGCCAGAAUGAUGUUCUAUAGCACAGCCAACAGAAUCAAUGUCAGUCAUGGAACAUAUACAGCGCUGGAGAAGACAGGAAAUUACUUCCUUAAGAAGAGAAACAAACUAGGUAAAAACAGCAUGUACUGGUUAAUCAAAAAGAUAGGAAACGGUUCCAAUGAGAACAAAGACUCCAUUGUGUCCUCCGUAUCGUCGAGCUCGGAAUCUGAUGAUUCGGAACCCACACUGGACCAAAACAACUCCGCAGAGGACAGCCAACACGAGGACAUUCCGUUUCCUUUCCGAGCCCGACUUCCAAUGUCGACCAACGAGGAAGACGACAUCCGUACGAAUGCGAGCAAACAGGAUGGGUACGGGGAGGCUCAGCAGAAACCUGAAGAGAUAGUAGCACCCUCCUUGUCCUUUCAAAAGCCGAAAAAUGAGAAUGAGAACCAAAACAAUCUGACAAAAGACGUACAAUACCACAACGUCAAAUCGGCGCUUAGCCUGGUGUAAUAGACCAACAAGAGAUCGGCGCUUAGCCUGGUGUAAUAGACAAACAGGAGAUCGGUGGGCAUAACUUUAUGUGUAGAAAGAAGGUUAACAGUUGAAAAUAGAAUAUAUCAUGCAAAUCGAGUAGAG
Ostrea edulis (European flat oyster) is the source of this 2154-nucleotide messenger RNA. RefSeq names its product receptor-type guanylate cyclase daf-11-like. Gene Ontology annotation, molecular function: guanylate cyclase activity; peptide receptor activity. The record is from RefSeq and is a predicted model, not a curated record. Lineage: Eukaryota; Metazoa; Mollusca; Bivalvia; Ostreida; Ostreidae. The coding region runs from base 16 to 2028 and encodes 670 amino acids. The transcript has 6 exons. Gene Ontology annotation, biological process: cGMP biosynthetic process; intracellular signal transduction; receptor guanylyl cyclase signaling pathway.